This is a messenger RNA of Somion occarium, 1572 nucleotides long. The record is from the annotation of a GenBank genome assembly. NCBI's taxonomy places the organism in Eukaryota, Fungi, Basidiomycota, Agaricomycetes, Polyporales, Cerrenaceae.
ACGCGGCGACGUUGCAGCGUUCCUAGAAGGCUUCCCAACAGCAUCCAUACACAGCGAUGUACCACUCCCAUCAUCGCUCAUCAGCAAACUGUCAUCACUGUGAUGGCAGCUUCCGCGGUCCGAAUAACGCCUUCAGCAACCAUUCCAGGUGCUGGAGAAAUUGAGCGGCUGGGCCGACUACAACCCCUACCAUCACUACUGCGACCGAACUGCCGCGCGAACGAACGCCUGUUUCUCUGGAAAGGGAUCAAUACCCCACCAUCACCCGUAAUCCAGUCCAACAUCCUCCAACACCUGGCCGAUGUAGCCUCGCGAGCAUCACUAAAAGAUGCCGGCAACUAUGGGGCAGGCCUUCGAAAAUUCCACCUUUUCUGUGAUAUCUUCUCUGUCACUGAAGGUGACCGCCUGCCAGCCUCCUUUGCCCUGCUACACUCCUUCGUCCUGUGGGCAGUUGCAGACCCGGACCCCUUAGAGCCAGUAUUCGCAGAUGGAACCCCGUUCGAGCCAGUCUCUGUCCAAGUGGGCCUAAAAUAUCUCUCCGCUAUCCGAGCUUGGCAUUUAGCACAAGGAUGGCCACCACCACUGUCCGACAGUGACAUGGACCGAAUACAGUGGUCGACGCGGGGCCUCGAGAGGAUCCAAGCCGGCCGUCGCUCACGUCCACCGAGACCGCCAGUGACACUCCAUAUGCUAGCAACUCUGCACCGUGUGUUAAAGUUAGAUAACCCUUUUGAAGCCUGCAUAUGGGCUGUUGCAGCAUGCGCUUUCUGGGGUUGCAUGCGCUUCGGCGAGGCGACAGUAAAAACAAGAACAGCCUUCUCCGAACGGCUUCACCUGAAGCGAAGUGAUGCUUUCUUUGGGUACGACUUGGAUAACAAGCCUUAUGCACGCCUGGACCUACCAUCUGCUAAGACAGCAAAACCAGGGGAAAUACAACAUGUUUUCCUUGCACCGCAAAAUUCUCUAUGUGCCCUGCAAGCAUUGCAGAACCUUUUCCGAGUAGUUCCAGCUACAAGCCGUGAUCCCCUGUUUUCCUGGCGUGACAAGCAAGGAGUCAUCAGACCAAUGGUCCGCGACGUAGCGCUAUCAUUCAUCAAUUCUAUCUUUCGCGCGUCAGGAUGGGGCACUACCUUCGGCCAUUCCUUUCGCAUUGGCGGUGCUUCUUUUUAUCUUUCCCAGAAGGUCGAUCCAGAGAUUGUCCGUCUCAUAGGAAGGUGGCGAUCACUCGCAUAUGAAACUUACAUCCGAGCCUUUGAACAGGUAAACUCACGACACACAGCCAACCUCGCUGGUAAUUAUGGUUACUAAAGCUGCUUCGACUGUUGGUUGGGCAAGCGCCAAGAUCAGCCGCGGGACGCCUCAGCAGCUGUGGGUUUGGGUAGGCGGCUUGACCUUGGCUGCGUCCAUGCUCAGCUAGCGCUGAACCCACCCAACCUUUCUAAUUGACUACACUUUGCGAAACGCGCGAAGACGAAGCUGGAUGAUUUUUCUUGAGGAGGCAGGGUAUAAACAUGUGGUUGGAAAUGAUAUGCCCAAAUUUGGAAAUGAAGAAAAUAAUUGUUUCUGUUAUCA